This is a messenger RNA of Propithecus coquereli (Coquerel's sifaka), 3407 nucleotides long. It is a transcript of the gene PRG4, whose product is annotated as proteoglycan 4. The record is from RefSeq and is a predicted model, not a curated record. The transcript is spliced from 12 exons. Gene Ontology annotation, molecular function: scavenger receptor activity; polysaccharide binding. NCBI's taxonomy places the organism in Eukaryota, Metazoa, Chordata, Mammalia, Primates, Indriidae. Gene Ontology annotation, biological process: immune response. Bases 21 to 3314 code for a protein of 1097 amino acids.
UGCAGUACCUGAAAACAACCAUGGAGUGGAAAAUACUUCCCAUUUACUUGCUGCUGCUUUCUGUUUUUUUGAUUCAGCAAGUUUCAUCUCAAGAUUUAUCAAGCUGUGCAGGGAGAUGUGGGGAAGGGUAUUCUAGAGAUGCCACCUGCAACUGUGACUAUAACUGUCAACACUACAUGGAGUGCUGCCCUGAUUUCAAGAGAGUCUGCACCGUGGAGCUUUCCUGUAAAGGCCGCUGCUUUGAGUCCUUUGCGAGAGGAAGGGAGUGUGACUGUGACUCCCAGUGUGAGAAGUAUGGCAAGUGCUGCUCCGACUACGGCGAUUUCUGUGCAGAAGUGCAUAAUCCCACAUCACCUCCAUCUUCAAAGACUGCACCUCCGCCUCCAGGAGCACGUCAAAACAUCAAAUCAACAACCAAACGUUCACCCAAAUCACCAGACAAGAAGAAGACUAAGAAAGUUGUAGAAUCAGAGGAAAUAACAGAAGAUAACAAGAAAAAAACUCCUAAAAAGAAACCUACCCCAGAAACACCAGCUGAAGAUGAAGCUGGAAGUGGCCCGGAUAAUGGUGAUUUUAAGCUCACUCCAACUCCUGACAUUCCUACCACCCAACGCAAUAAAGUUACUACAUCUCCCAAGAUUACAACAGCAAAACCAAUAAACCCUAAGUCCACUCUUCCGCCUAAUUCUGAUACAUCUGAAGAGACAUCUUUGACAGCCAAUAAAGAAACAACAGCUAAAACUAAAGAGACUACUGUAACAAACAAACAGACUUCAACUAGUGCAAAAGAGACUACUUCGGCUAAAGAGACACAAAGUGCAGAGAAAACAUCUGCUAAAGAUGUAGCACCCACAUCUGAAGUGCCUGCUAAACCUGCCUCCAAAGCUGAAACUACAACCAAAGCCCCUGCUCUCACCACCCCCAAGGAGCCUGCACCUACCACCCCCAAGAAACCUGUAUCCACCACCCUCAAGGAGCAACCUCCCACUACCACCAAGGAGCCUGCACCCACCACCCCCAAGGAGCAACCUCCCACUACCACCAAGGAGCCUGCACCCACCACCCCCAAGGAGCAACCUCCCACUACCACCAAGGAGCCUGCACCUACCACCGCCAAGGAACAACCUCCCACCACCCCCAAGGAGUCUGCACCCACCACCCCCAAGAAGCCUGUACCCACUACCAAGGACCCUGAACCUCCCACUCCCAAGGAGUCUACACCCGUCACUCCCAAGGAACCAGCUCCCACCACCCCCAAGGAGCCUGCACCCACCACCAUCAAGGAGCCCACACCUACUACCCCCAAGAAGCCUAUAUCCAUCACCCCUAAAGACCCUGUACCUACCACCACCAAGGAACCCUCACCUACUACCCCCAAGGAGCCUGCACCUACCAUCCCCAAGGAACCUGCUCCUACCAUCCCCAAGGACCCUGCAUUUACCACCCCCAAGGAACCUGCUCCUACCACCCCCAAAGAGCCUGCACCUACCACCCCCAAGGAGCCCAUACCUACCACCCCCAAGGAUCCUGUUCCAGAUACCCCCAAGAAGCCCAUACCCACCACCCCCAAGGAACCUGCACCCACCACUCCCAAGGCACUGGCUCCUACCACCCCCAAGGAGCCUGCUCCAACUACUCCUGAGACACCUGCUCCAACCACCUCAGAGGCUUCUACUUCAACUACCACCAUGGAGCCUCCCACUACCCCCGAGAUCCCUCCUGAAUCAACUCCUGAGUUCUCCGCAGGACCGACACCAAAGCCUCCUGAAAACAGUCCCAAGAAUCCUGCUGUACCUACAACUAAGACUCCUGAAGUGACCAAACCCAAAAUGACUACAACAGCUCAAGACAAGACACCAGAAAAAGACAUACAUACUGUGCCCGAAAUUACAACAGCUGUACCUAAGAUUACAACAAAAGAGACAGAAACUACAAGAGAAGAAACAACUGAAUCCAAAACAAGUACAACCACACAGCUAACAUCUACCACAACUCAAGAUACCGCAUCAAUCAAAAUUACUACUCUUAAAGCAACAACUCUUGCACCCAAAGUAACUACUGCAACAAAAAAGACAACUACUACAACUGAGACUAUGAAAAAACCCGAAGAAACAGCUAAACCAAAAGAUACAACUACUAAUUCUAAAGCGACAACUCCUAAACCCCAAAAGCCAACUAAAGCACCCAAAAAGCCCACUUCUACCAAAAAACCGAGACCAACAGCUAGAGUGAGAAAACCAAAGACAACGCCAACUCCUCCAAAGAUGACUACAACAAUGCCUGAAUUGAACCCCACAUCUUUAGCAGAAAGCAGGCUCCAAACCGCCACCAGCCCUAACCAAGCUCCAAACUCAGAAAUAGUUGAAGUAUAUCCAGAGAAUGAAGAUGCAGAUGGUGCUGAAGGAGAAAAACUUCACCUGAUACCCAGGCCCCCGGUGUUAGUUCCUAUAGUUAUUCCGGGCAUUGAUUACUCAGUGAGAGGACCCAAUCAAGGCAUUGUCAUCAACCCUAUGCUUUCAGACGAGACCAAUUUAUGCAACGGCAAGCCAGUAGAUGGACUGACUACUUUGCGCAAUGGGACAUUAGUUGCAUUCCGAGGUCAUUAUUUCUGGAUGCUGAGUCCAUUCAGUCCCCCACCUCCAGCUCGCAGAAUUACUGAAGUUUGGGGUAUUCCUUCCCCCAUUGAUACUGUUUUUACUAGAUGCAACUGUGAAGGAAAAACUUUCUUCUUUAAGGAUUCUCAGUACUGGCGUUUCACCAAUGAUGUAAAAGAUGCAGGGUAUCCCAAGCAAAUUGUGAAAGGAUUUGGAGGACUAAAUGGGAAAAUAGUGGCAGCUCUUUCAAUAGCUAAAUACAAGAACAGGCCUGAAUCUGUGUAUUUUUUCAAGAGAGGGGGCAGCAUUCAGCAGUACACUUAUAAACAGGAACCUGUCAGUAAGUGCCCUGGAAGAAGGCCUGCUAUAAAUUAUCCAGUGUACGGAGAAACGACACAGGUUAGGAGACGUCGCUUUGAGCGGGCUAUAGGACCUUCUCAAAUACACACCAUCAGAAUUCACUAUUCACCAGUCAGAGUUCCUUAUCAAGACAAAGGUUUCCUUCAUAAUGAAGUUAAAGUGAGCACACUGUGGAGAGGAUUUCCAACUAUGGUUACCUCAGCUAUAUCAUUACCCAAUAUCAGAAAACCUGACGGCUACGACUAUUAUGCCUUUUCUAAGGAUCAAUACUAUGACAUCGAUGUGCCUAGCAGAACAGCACGAGCGAUUACUACUCGGUCUGGGCAGACCCUAUCCAAAGUCUGGUACAACUGUCCUUAAACUGAUGGGCAAAGGAAGAGUCAACUAAUUAAAAUGAAGAAAAUAAACUUUGACACUGAAAUACAUUUUAUUAAUAAAGAAUGUUGAGAUAAG